AUGCCCGGCGCAAGCGUCGCAGUCCUCCCGCCACCGGCGGCCUCGACUUCCUCCUCGCGGAAGGCAUCUCUCGCACCGGAACGCAAGUACAAGUGCCAGUUCUGCAACAGAGCCUUCAGCCGGAGCGAACACCGAAGCCGACAUGAGCGAUCCCACACCAAAGAGCGCCCGUUCAAGUGCAUGAAGUGCAGGAGUACGUUUGUCCGCCGCGACCUUCUUCUCCGACACGACAGGACCGUCCAUGCAAAAGAUGGAGGCGUUCCCCUGCACAGCGACGGCAAGCGUCGUGCCGGCGGCCCCAAGACGCGAGCUAUCGGCGGCCCUUCCAAGGCCUCUUUGCCCCUGGACACGUCAACUCUGGAGCAAAUGGAGGCUGGCAGCGACGGCAUCUUCGACGUAGAAGCCGCCGCGAUGCUUGUUGCCGAUCUGCACCACAAGGCGACGGCCGCCAUGCGCGCCGACGACAGUGCCUACGACGACAACGCGUCCAUGGCCUACUCGCCGCGGAGUUCGUCCAUUGUGGAGUCGACCGUUACGUACCCGUCCGGAGCCAUUGCUCUGCCUCAGAUGCAGUGGGAUGGUUUCAUGCCGGCCGAACCCAAGGCGCACUCGAUCUCGUCGAGCGCCUCUGGGUCCUUCGACUCGCAUCAGUCAUUUGCAAGCGGAAGCACCGUCCAGCCGAAUUCCCACCAGCUUCACUCGAUUGUGGGCCAGAACGCCAGCGGCCUGGUGCCGGCGUUGCAGACAAUGAUCAACUCGCUGCCCAACUCCGGUGCCGGGACUCCUGUUCCGCAUAGUCCCUCGGAUGCUUCCCACGCUGGGGUCAGGGCCCCUCAAGUCGGCGGUGACGAGGAACGCAACGCGAUUCUGGACACGAUCCGCAGCUACGACCGCGAACAUGCCAUCCCUGAUGGCUUCCGCCUCCCUGGCCUGGGCUCCUUGAACCGGUAUCUUUCGACGUACUUCGGCAUGUUCCACCACCAUCUGCCGUUCCUGCACCCUGCCUCGUUCUCCGCCUCGCAGGUGUCGCCUCCGUUGUUGCUUGCGGUGCUCAGUAUUGGUGCGUUGUACGCCUUCGAUCAAGACCAGGCCUACAUGCUGCACAUCGGAUCCAAGGUGCUCGUCAACCAGUUCCUCCAGAACAAGGAGAACUUCAGCUCGCGAAAGUGCCCUCUGUGGACCAUGCAGAGCUCCCUGCUCAACAUGAUCUUCGCCAGCUGGAGCGGCGACCCCAAGGGCCUGGAGUGGGCGUGCUCGAUCAAGAGUCUGCUCGCCAACAUGGUGGCUGGCAACAGGUACGAGCUGAAGCUUCGUCAGGAGGCCCGCGGCACGUCGCAGCCCACGCGCGCGGAGUGGGUCGAGGAUGAAGGCUGCCGCCGUACUUACUACGCGGUCUACAUCUUCUUCGGCCUGCUCACCUUGACGUACAACCACACUCCUGCCAUCAGCUUCAACGAGUUCGAAGACCUUCAGCUGCCCUCGACGGAAGCCCUGUGGAAUCUGCAGAUCGCAGACGACUUGGCGUGGAAGGAGCAACUCAACUCGUCGCCGGCCGUGACCUUUAUGGAGGCGCACGACAAUCUCUUCCAGGGCGAGAGGCUGCGAUACAGCGCGUUCGCCACGCGUGUCAUGAUCAACGCCUUGUUCCUCGAAGUCUGGUAUCACAAGCGAAGCCCCGAGGCGCUCCAGGAUGUCGUCACCGAGUACAAGCUCCGCCUCGCUCUCGAGACGUGGGAGAAGUCACUGGACAUGUGCGAGCCCGAGUCGGUCGCUGUCCCGCUCAGCGCUCCGCACAAGGGCCACCACCCGCUCAUCUUCAAUGCCAAGGCCAUGUAUCGCAACGCGCGUACCCGGCUCGAGGUUGACCUCAAGAGCGUGCAGGAGGCGCUGCGUUACCACGACCCGUACGAGGUCGCGGCGGCCAUGUCCCACGCUCGGGAUCGCGUAAAGCGCUCGAGCGAGAUGAUCACGGUCAUUCAGGAAUGCUACAACUGCAUCGAGACGGCCGUGGUCCAGGGCAUCCGCUGGGUGGCUCGCACCUCGCCCACCAGCUGGAGCGUGGAGCACCCCCUUUGCGGCAUGGACCUCAUGAUUGUGCUGUCGCUGUGGCUCUAUCGCCUGGAACAUGACGAAGAGCCCGCGACGGCGGAAGAGGUUGACAUGUACAACAAGGUUCGGCAGCUCUUCAAGAAGGAGCUGAGCGACGGCUAUACGUCUCAGCUCAGCUCCGUCGUGGCCCGGCUGUGGGGAUCGAUGCUGGACGAAGUUGUGGUCUGGGGAAUCACACGCCUGAUGGGCGAGUCUUUUAAGCUGCACUCGCAGGCUCUUGUCGGCUACGUCGACGACCCCGAAGCUUCCUCAAACGUCUCGACCCCUUCGAUGAUCUCGCAGGGGGCCGACGAGGACAGCGUGUAUUAA
Molecule: messenger RNA, 2418 nt
Organism: Purpureocillium lilacinum
Lineage: Eukaryota; Fungi; Ascomycota; Sordariomycetes; Hypocreales; Ophiocordycipitaceae
Biological process (GO): regulation of transcription by RNA polymerase II; DNA-templated transcription
Cellular component (GO): chromatin
Molecular function (GO): zinc ion binding; DNA-binding transcription factor activity, RNA polymerase II-specific; RNA polymerase II cis-regulatory region sequence-specific DNA binding
Source: RefSeq, a predicted model, not a curated record